GUCUAGUCUAUGACUCAUUGAUCAUCUAGGUCCGCCCCGCCUACCGAAUUGCCGCGAGGCGAGGACGUCCUUCGGCUGACAUUUCUAAACUCCAUCUUGUGAGCGGCGUACGUGUUCAGUGUCACAGCCACUUCAUCUAAACUUUAUUCCGCCAUGUCGAAAAUCGGUAUCAACGGAUUUGGCCGCAUCGGUCGCCUGGUGCUCCGCGCCUCGAUUGAGAAGGGCGCGUCCGUGGUCGCCAUCAACGACCCCUUCAUCGGCCUGGACUACAUGGUCUACCUCUUCAAAUACGACUCCACUCACGGUCGUUUCAAGGGCACCAUUGAGGCUCAGGAUGGCAGCCUUGUCGUCAACGGUAACAAAAUCGCCGUGUUCUCUGAACGCGACCCCAAGGCCAUCCCCUGGGGUAAGGCUGGCGCUGAAUACGUCGUAGAAUCCACCGGCGUCUUCACCACCACUGCUGCCGCUUCCGCUCACUUGGAGGGUGGUGCCAAGAAGGUCAUCAUCUCUGCCCCCAGCGCUGACGCACCCAUGUUCGUUGUUGGAGUCAACCUUGACGCCUAUGACCCCUCUGCUAAGGUCAUCUCCAACGCUUCCUGCACCACCAACUGCCUCGCUCCCCUCGCCAAGGUCAUCCAUGACAACUUCGAGAUUGUUGAGGGUUUGAUGACCACCGUCCACGCCACCACCGCUACCCAGAAGACCGUCGACGGUCCCUCCGGCAAGCUGUGGCGUGAUGGCCGUGGCGCUCAGCAGAACAUCAUUCCCGCCUCCACUGGUGCCGCUAAGGCUGUCGGCAAAGUCAUUCCCACUCUGAAUGGAAAGCUAACCGGUAUGGCUUUCCGCGUCCCCGUCGCCAACGUGUCUGUUGUUGACUUGACUGUCCGUCUGGGCAAGCCCGCCAGCUACGACGCUAUUAAGCAGAAGGUCAAGGAGGCCGCUGAAGGUCCCCUGAAGGGGAUCCUUGGCUACACCGAGGACCAGGUUGUGUCCUCUGACUUCAUUGGCGACACACACUCUUCCAUCUUCGACGCCGCUGCCGGUAUCUCCCUCAAUGACAACUUUGUCAAACUCAUCAGCUGGUACGACAAUGAGUAUGGCUACUCCAGCCGAGUCAUUGAUCUCAUCAAGUACAUCCAGACCAAGGAUUAAAUUCGUAGCUUUAGAGAUAUAUGUUACAUGUCGAGAUUAUCGGCGCUUAUAAUUUAAGUUUUAAAUGAAUGCAGUGAUAAUAAUCUAUCUAAAUUAUUUUGCUACUUUGACAGUAGCUCUGAAUGUGUAAUCUGUUGUUCGGUUUUUGCAUAAAACACGAAAUAUUUAUGUAUGUAAUAUCAAAAUACACGGAAUUAAAAUGUUGAUAUAGAAAUGUA
This is a messenger RNA of Leguminivora glycinivorella, 1370 nucleotides long. RefSeq names its product glyceraldehyde-3-phosphate dehydrogenase 2-like. Gene Ontology annotation, molecular function: NADP binding; NAD binding; oxidoreductase activity, acting on the aldehyde or oxo group of donors, NAD or NADP as acceptor. NCBI's taxonomy places the organism in Eukaryota, Metazoa, Arthropoda, Insecta, Lepidoptera, Tortricidae. The transcript is spliced from 2 exons. The record is from RefSeq and is a predicted model, not a curated record. Gene Ontology annotation, biological process: glucose metabolic process. The coding region runs from base 154 to 1152 and encodes 332 amino acids.